CGAUGGUUUCAGUGGUAAACAUCAGUGCAGGGAGGCAAAGCGGCAUGAAUAAACACUCCAGAGAUAUAAUCAUCGUGUAAAAUGUAAGCAGUUCUUACAAGACCGUCUGUUGGAUAUGUUAUCACGCCAUAAAACAUCCAUUACUCAACUACAUCGCGCUUAUUAAAUCCUAUAUUUAGGUUUAUCAGACGUUAAAGACGCUCGCGACAUUGCGAAGGCUGUUAAACGAUACUAAUGGAAAGGAGCAUGUAGUUCGUUUGCAGGAUGUCAGUGUGAGGGGGGAGUUUUGCGGCUGCUUUAGAGAAACGGAGGCGCUUUUAUAAAUAAAUAAAGAUGGUUCUGUCUUUGGUGAACCUGUGCGCCCGGGAGGUGGUGAGCGAUCAUAGCUCUUCGCCCUACUGGCUGAGUUGUGUGCCCAGAGAGCUAUACCGAGCCCUGCUUGACGCCGCCUUCACCCACUGUCGUCCUCUGGCCGUCGGCGAGCUCGUCCAGCGGUGGCCUGAGCGAAUACUGACCGCUGGAGGCAGCAGAAGAGUGGGACAGUCCCAGUGUCCUCCAAACCGCCUCUGCGUUCAGGCUCUGCUGCUGGCAGUGGUCAGAGGACUCUCGGAUAAGAGGUGUUGCCUGCAGGUGUUGGAUCUCAAUGGACUUCAGUGUGAGGAUGUGAGGGUUGAAGACUCGAUGGGAGGCUGGUCGCUCACUGUCGCCCUUUGCUCCAUGGUGCUACAGGCUCGAGCUGCUGCCUCCAGAGCUCACAGGAGAGACGGAGAACGAGAGAGAAAAAGAGGCCUGGAGGCAGAACGUGAACGAGGAGCCAUCAAACGAGACCGGGGUACAGUGGAAUGCGGGAAUACCAGUGAAGGGAAGCAUGAAGCAGUACAGAAGAUGGAGUGCAGUAGUAACCAAACAACAUUACCAGAAGAGUCUGUGAAGGGUGUCAGGAGGAGGAUGGAGAUCCUGAGGAGAAAGACUCAAUGUGAAGUUAAACCAAACACCAGCGGAAAUAAUGCUAGGUUGUGUGAACAAGACUGGGAGGAUGUAGUUGUGGUUCAUAUUAGGGCUGAUCUUUUUGUCAAUUGCCGUUCCUGGGAGCGCGUACGGGAUGCUCUUAGUCAACCAGGCCCAAUACGGCUCCAUUGCCGCUAUCUUCGCGUAGAGGAGCUCUCUGCGUCCUCCAUAGCUACUUUAUUGGGUCUCUUGCCUCAGCAGGAUCUCCUUGGUGUGGACAUCCGCUACUCCAGCCUCGGGGUGUCAGGUUUGGCUAUGUUACUUCCACUUUUAGCUCCCUUCCCUCAGCUUCACUCUCUCAGACUGCAUUACUGUAACUUGGACUUGCAACGCACCCAGCCUGGCCAGCAGGGGGCACUCCAGGACAUGUGUAAAGGGCUGAGUUCACUGAAAAAACUCAAGAGAUUAUGCCUGACCGCUCUCCGACUGCCAGGACACCUGCGUCUGCUGCUCAGUUCUCUCUCCCAGCCUCUGGAGGUGCUUGAGCUGCCGUACCUGUGCCUGACCUCAACAGACCUGGCCUAUCUGUCCUGCAGCCAGCAUGCUUCAACCCUGAGAGAACUGGACCUGAGUGAGAACUGGCUGGAUGAUUCCUCCCUGCCGUCAUUGCGCCGUCUCUUAGGUCAAGCCGAAAACUCUCUCAGCCAGCUCUCUCUGUGCGGUUGUGGUCUCUCCGAUGCUCUCCUCGGAGCUCUUCUCCCCUCGCUUUCCUGCUGUCGAGUUUUACGCAGCUUAAGACUGGCCCUAAACCCGCUCUCUAGGACAGGACUUGUUUCUCUGGCCCGAACGGCAGCUGGUAUUCCUUCUCUUCGUCUGCUGCUGUAUCCCAACCCGCUGGAGGAAUACGAGGCUGGUCUGCCAGCUCUGCCCUCCAGUGCUCAGCUGCUGGACUGGCCUCUGCUGGAGGAGCCCGAGAGCCGCCAAUUAACUCUGAGGAUGCUGGAUGAGGUUUUGAGUUCGAGAGGACGCUCUCGAGACCUUCUUGUGACCUCUGACCUUUUAAACUAUAGUCCAGAUUUGGCUGUGGAGGAUUAAAAAGUGAAUGCAUCAAGAGUUCUUACAGUUAUAAUAAGUUCUUGACUAUCCAAACAAGUACUUUCACAUAAUGUUUUAACUAAUGUUGGAGAAUUUAAUCACAGCCGCAUUUUAAACUUACCUCUAAGCUUUAUACACACAAUCCGGUAAAAGGGCUGGCUAGUGGAAACCUUUGCAAUAUAUUGUAUGCAGCUUGUCAUAUGUAAUGAUUUUGAGUUAUGUUUGCUUUUUGCACUAUACUUUACAGAUGGUCUUAUUGCCUUAAAAGGAUAGUUGGUGAUAGAUAGUCUUAUUGCCAAAAAGGAAAAAAUUUGUUAUCAUUUAAUCAUCCUCCAUUUGUUCCUGUGUGAGUUUCUUCUGUUAAUCAUGAAUGAAGAUAUCAUGAAGAAAGCUGCAGAAAAUAGCCCUUUUUUUGUUCCUACUAUGGAUGUCAAUGGCUGUUUUUUUCCCCCCAACAUUGUGCACACUAUCUUGUUUUGUAUGGUCAAUAGAAGAAAGAAAGCUUAGAAUCAUUUGUGUGUGAGCAAAUGAUGAGGACAUUUUUGAUGCGUGAACUAUUCCACGUUAAUAACACCAAGGACAUCUCUUAAUUUUGUUUUGCAUCAUGAAACCAUUUUAGGAUAACAACUUUAAACAAAGAAGCCCUUUCACACCAAAAUAUUAAUUUCUAUCCAGAUUUCAUGUAGCCAAUAAGAUCUCGCAUAGUCAUUCAGGUUCCAAAAGUAUCCUUGAAUCAAUAUUUUAAUAUAGCAACAAAGCAAUUACAAAAUGGCGCCUGUUAAGCUGUAAUAAUCAGUAGGUGAGGUGACUUUGUUACCUAAUUUUCCGAUGUCAGAAUGAUGGUUGUGUUUUAAACGUUGUCAUUUCCAUAAUUUUCAGCAUGUGAUUUAGAAACAGACAUCAGUUUGAAAUCGCUGACAACAUUAGAAACUUCAUACUGGAUUAUUGGCGUUCUCCGAUUUUCUUCGUAUGUUAUCACUAGAGGUCAGUGUCGCCCAUAUAACAAAAUUAGUACCCGUGAAAUGAACAAUCAUUGAUAUCAAUUUGAUUUACAAAGGUAUUGACAUUGUUUCACUAUUUUUAAACUAUAUAUCAAACAUAAUUUUUUUCAAGCAUUAGCAGCAGUCAAGCCAUUUUCUGAUACUGUCAUCCAUCUUAGGGGCUAAAAUGGUGAUAUUAGGUUACAGAAUGCUCAGGAUUGUUUCCAUUGCGUUUGCAAUUUUUGUUCUCCAAGGCAUGUUUUAGAUAGGGUUGGUCUGUAUUUGGUCCUGUCUGAGACCACUUUGAAAUGACUUCCCUAAUGCUCAAGAAGCUGUUCUGUCAAUUAUGGGUGUCACUGUUUUUUGCAUGGACUUGUGAAGCCAACAUGGUGCGCACUGGCUGGCCCUAAGGACUUUUCUGCAUUAUAUUUAUAUAUAAAAUUGAAAAAACGA
Molecule: messenger RNA, 3476 nt
Organism: Danio aesculapii
Lineage: Eukaryota; Metazoa; Chordata; Actinopteri; Cypriniformes; Danionidae
Product: leucine-rich repeat-containing protein 14
Exons: 4
Coding region: 334-2043 (569 amino acids)
Cellular component (GO): cytoplasm
Molecular function (GO): protein binding
Source: RefSeq, a predicted model, not a curated record